AUGGCUGCUGCUACUGCUAACACUGUGAACACUGUGAUGGGCUACCAGAAGUCCAUUGAGCCCCUGAAUGGCACCAACUACCCCAGCUGGUAUAAAGAUGUUAAUAUUGCCAUUGCUAUGUGCGAGUAUGAUCUCGCCUUACGUCAAGACAAGCCAGCAGAGCCCGCUGAUCCCAAUGGCGAUCGUACUGCCAUUGAGAAGUGGGAGAGAUCAGACAGGAUGGCCAACAUGAUCAUUAAGAACACGAUCUCUCUGGCCAUCUAUGGUGCUAUUCCUAAUAAGGACCAGGAUGGUAAUGAGCUGAGCACCAAGGCAUACCUUGCCAAGGUGGAGGAGAACUUUAAGAGUUCUUCCAAGACUUAUGCUAGCACCCUGAUCAUGAAGAUGCUGACUUCACAGUAUGAUGGGCAAAGUGGAAUCAUGGAGCACAUUAUGAGUAUGUGUGACAUGGAAAAUAAGCUGAAGACACUGGAUAUGGCUAUCUCUGAUGGUUUUCUAGUGCACUUCAUCAUGACUUCUUUGCCAGUACAGUACAGUCCCUUCAAAAUAAGCUACAACACUUAG
Messenger RNA from Panicum virgatum (switchgrass), 564 nucleotides. RefSeq lists its product as uncharacterized. The coding region runs from base 1 to 564 and encodes 187 amino acids. The transcript is spliced from 2 exons. The record is from RefSeq and is a predicted model, not a curated record. Lineage: Eukaryota; Viridiplantae; Streptophyta; Magnoliopsida; Poales; Poaceae.